ACUGCUGAACUUUCUUGCUAAAUUCAUCCUCACAUAAGGUAGAUCUGCCAUGGUUAAAACUCGAGGUGGUGGUGUCGGCAGGACGAAGAGAGCACUCCGUUCAGAUGUUCAUGUUAUUGUGUCGCCGAGUAAAACUCCUUCUCAAUCUAAUAAGGAUAAUGAUGAAGAACUAGAUGAUGAACAAGAUGAGACUAUUGUGAAGAAGACAAAGAAGCCUAUGAAUUCUAAACCACCUGUGAAAGCUCUUGUAAAGAAGAAGACAGAAUGUUCCAAAAUACAUGUAGAACCUUCUAGGGCUCUUGUUGUUAGUGGUGAGAAGAGAAAGAAAGGUCAAGAUGUUAUCAAGGUACAAGCUAAGCAAAAGAAGAGGAAGGUCAAGAAUGAAAAGUUGUGCUUCUUUGAUUGUGGAGAUCCGUUGGCUGUUGAAACCGAUGGAAAUUUGCUACCAGCGAUUGAACAGCAACUACCGAGAUACUUCCGGCGAAAUUGGUGAGGGGCGCCGACCGCCGUCGCUACGACACUGCCUGAGCCAGAUGCCAGUUGCCCAGUUCGCCUUCUUCGGCUUCGCGAAUCGCGACCCAGGCUGCCAGAAUUCAAAGCUUGUAUAUAUAUAAGCAGAAUUCGAAUUAAAUGGGAGACAAAGAGGUCUUAAAGUAUAAGGAUAUUGUUUUGCGAGCUUCAGAUCUGGACACACUACGAGGACCGUGCUUCCUCAAUGACCAAAUCAUUGCAUUCUACUUCAGUUAUCUGCUCUCGUCCAGCAAAAGUGAUGAUAUCCUGUUUGUUGAACCUUCAAUAUCUGUCUGUCUUGCAAAUUGCCAAGAUGAUAAGUUCAUUGAAGAGUUUGCUCAGUCUUGCAUUAUGUCAAGCAAGAGACUGGUCCUUUUUACUGUAAAUGACAACGAUGAUUUUGAUGGGGGUGGCGGAAACCAUUGGAGCAUUCUGGUGUAUGAUAGGACGAAGAAUUCAUUUUUGCAUUAUGACAGCAUGGAGGGAGUGAAUAGCUUUCAUGCCAUGAAACUGUACGAUGCGAUUAAGGAAUACAUGGGUCCAGGUGGUCAAGUUUCAAGGCCUCACAUCUCAUCAUAUUCACUAAAGAAACAGAAGAAUAAGAAGAAAAACAUAAGUUAUGUAUCCAGACCUCUUGGACGUGCAGAACCUGAAUCAGUUGCUGCUACCGCACCUGCUGUUUCGCCCACUUUCAUGGAAUGCAAGACCCCUCAGCAAUCAAAUGGAUAUGAUUGUGGUCUCUAUGUGUUAGCCAUUGCUAGGGCAAUCUGUCAAUGGUGCUCAGAUGAACUUAACGAGAGUGACGUAAUUUCAGCAAUAGAGAAGCGUGUUGAUGAUUCUGUUGAGCUGAAAAUGCGAAGUGAGUUGCUGGAGAUCAUACAGGAUUUGAUUACCGACUCAGUUGCCUCUAUCUAAAGUAGGAAUUCGUUACUAACUUCCGCGAAUAGUAGUUUUUCUUUAAACCAGUUUUUGGACCGUACAUAGUGCACCGAAAGUUUUUGUUUAUUUGACAUACUAUAAAAUAUUGAUUGACUAUUUUAUUUCGAGAACUUCUUUGAUGAGAAGGGUGUAUUAUAAAUUAUUGUGAGACAGGGGUUAACUUUUUGCCUUAAAUGGCUUAUUUAGGUAUAAAGUUACCUCUCAAAUCAAAAUAGCGUUUUACUUUCAA
Beta vulgaris subsp. vulgaris (sugar beet) is the source of this 1678-nucleotide messenger RNA. Its product is annotated as NEDD8-specific protease 1. Gene Ontology annotation, molecular function: cysteine-type peptidase activity; deNEDDylase activity. The transcript is spliced from 4 exons. The record is from RefSeq and is a predicted model, not a curated record. Bases 631 to 1425 code for a protein of 264 amino acids. Gene Ontology annotation, biological process: proteolysis. Lineage: Eukaryota; Viridiplantae; Streptophyta; Magnoliopsida; Caryophyllales; Amaranthaceae.